AUGAGUGCUACGCAAGCAGUUCAUUUUGCGGGCGAAGCAAUCGCGGACCUUGUGGAAGGGCCGAACGCGAAAGACGCUCAUGACGCAAACGGCGAGGAGGAUGAUGAGGAGAAUGAAGACGACGAUAUAAGGGAUGGCGGUGAUAGUAACGAAAUCAUCUAUCACUGGAUUGAGCCGAAAAAACGGAAGCAGAGCGUGCACCGGGAGCAUGGCUAUUGCAGUCGGCAGGAAAUAUGCCUGUCUUUUUACCUGUACAACAUGGGCACAGACAUUUACAUUUGGAAUUAUUACACUUUUUACAUUGGUUCGCACAUACCGAAGGAGCGCAAUCGUAAUUGCGGUAGCCACUUUUGCGCUCUAAGGAGGUUAUUACCGCAUUCCAAGCACUUCUUCUGCGCCAUCUUUUACUCAACAUACAGAACCAUGAACCUCCUACCUCAGCCAGGGACACUGACCGUCUCCCAUCGGCGUCACUGUAGCAGCCAGAUGAACGCCAUCCAAAUCACAGCCGAUUACAUCACUACAAUGAAGCUAUCACAACUGAGAUAG
Babesia bigemina is the source of this 549-nucleotide messenger RNA. RefSeq lists its product as hypothetical. The record is from RefSeq and is a predicted model, not a curated record. The transcript has 3 exons. Lineage: Eukaryota; Apicomplexa; Aconoidasida; Piroplasmida; Babesiidae. Bases 1 to 549 code for a protein of 182 amino acids.